This is a messenger RNA of Priapulus caudatus, 5868 nucleotides long. RefSeq lists its product as uncharacterized. Bases 242 to 2632 code for a protein of 796 amino acids. Gene Ontology annotation, molecular function: RNA binding. The transcript has 14 exons. Lineage: Eukaryota; Metazoa; Priapulida; Priapulimorpha; Priapulimorphida; Priapulidae. The record is from RefSeq and is a predicted model, not a curated record.
CCUCGGCCACAAACGAAAGUCACACGUGUUGAUGUUGUAAUGGACGAUUUCAACACGUGUUGGAAAUUGUCGGCGUAUAUUUCGUCUUAUAACGUGAGAAGAAGCAUAGUUGUGAUGCCACGAAGUUCUUCGUGAAUUUUGAUAGCUACAGUGAAUAAAUAGAAAAGAGUUUGUUUCGCUACAAGGCCAUAGUGAGUAAUUACAAAGGAAGGAGGUGAAUGUGUAAGUGUCGACAGCAGCAAUGUCUCCCAAACCACAAGUCGCUCUAGGUGUAGGCGUAGCUGUGUCCGCACUAGUUGCGGUAUUAAGUUAUAUAUGGUAUUCUGAAAGACAGAAAAUACCUCGAGGCCAAUGCCUCAAUAAAAGUGUUAUAGACCUAGAAAAUGCUGCAAAGAUCCACGACUCUAUUGGUGAGUUGACUGAGGUUAAAAAACAAGGUAACUCUAGUAAUCGCGGUGACGGUGAUGCGUCAACGAAAUUAAACAGUGAAGUCGGCCGUGCCACAGACAGCGUUGGCCACAGACCGUCAAAACUUACUGCCGACGAUGGUCGCCACACGGGAAGUGAGACCGAAAAGCCGCCGUCGUCAUCAGUGCAGCUAUCGGCUGUCAGUGGUGUGUCAGCGUGCAGCGAUGCGGGCGACAGUGCGGCCGUUGUACGGGAGGACUUGGUGACGCGUGGCGUAGCGGCACAGCAGGACGCCGCACCGUGCGAUGUAGCCACGGAGCAGGAGACCGAGUCGGAUCUCGACACGCAUUUAGAUACGGAUGAAAAACGUAGUCAUGUACAGGAGGCAGAAGAGAGCGAGUCAUGUGAUGACUGCCUAUCCAUCACGAAUCUGACAUCUGCCGAAGUGAAGGAGGCAGUAGAGGCAACAACUCUGGUCGAUGAUCUCAUGAAGAGCACUGAGGAGGAGCAAGAAUGUUGCAUUGUCACAAAGGAGGAUUGCAUCGUGGUGUCUGCCCAGCCAUGUGAGAACGUACCCGAAUGGGACAACAGCGUUAAUGCCGUUCCGGUCACGCAACCAAUAGCCAUCCCCGCCCGCAACACGUCCGAUGCGAUGCCGGUGUCUACAAGUCGACCGAUGAAUAUCCCGCCGGCACAGACUCUGACGUGGGGUAGCAUGCUGGACGAGGAUAAUAUGCAGGAGGGUGAGUCGCCACAGAGCCACGCGCUUCUCAACACAAACAACUCGCACAGUUGCAACAACCUCGUGGACGCCGCCGCCGACGACGACAGUGACGCUGUCCGCAGUCUCAUCGUCACGCCACGGAAGAGCGCCAAGCCAGAGCCGUUCCGCGUCCCCCUGGAGGAGAUCGAGUGCAUUACUAGCAGCACGGCGCCGGGGCAGAAGAAAUGCAAGAACGUCUCGCCGAAAAAGUCGUCUGAGGAGUGGGCAGAGCAGAAGGGAGGCCGCAAGGGGAGGAGGCGGUCACCCGAAAAAGAGAGCGCGGUCGAGACGAAGUCCAGUGAUCAGAGCGAAACCAAAGGAGAGGAUUGUCACAGUGAUUGUCACGGCGAGGUGCGCACGUACGCGAUGGUGACGGCGGGUACGUCGGGAGGAGCAGCGGUGGCGGUGACGCGGCCGGCGAGCAUUGGCAGCCCCAUGGAGCACCUCAUGAACAGCUCGGUGUCCAGCGAUCAUCACAGCGUUGAGUCGAACGACAGCGGGAAGGGAGCGAGCGACAUCAUGCAGUCUCACAUCGAUGAGCCGCUGCACGACUUCUCCCUGUACGAGUUUGAGAUGCCGCAGCAGCUAGUCGGCAAACUCAUCGGCAAGCUAGGCCGUAAUGUGAAGUCGUUAAGGGACAAAACGGGAGCAAAUGUCUACAUCAAGCGCCAUCCGUAUUUUGACACGUAUAAGUUGUGUGCCGUUGAGGGAACCCCCGAGGAGAUUAAACUGGCGCUGGCAGUGAUCUCGAAACGCUUUCCACCCGCCAAGUUUCCGGAGAUGACGCUGGUGCAAGUGAAUGCACCGGUCGACCCCAGUGUGUUCAUGCCCGAGAACAUGCAGCAGCUGCCGUUCCCGGAGGAGAUUCCGGUCGACGUGAUCGUGUCAAGCCUCGUGAGCGCGUGCCAGGUGUUCCUGCAGCAGCCGACGCACCCGACCUACCCAACACUGCGCCUGCUCGACGAGUCCAUGCAGCUCUGCUACCACACCGAGAACGCAGUCAUCCCGCAGCUGCCCCGGCCCAUCGAAGUGGGCGUGAUCUGCGCCGUGCCCGUCGCGGGCAUGGACGGAUGGUACCGGGCGCAGGUGGUGCAGACGCAGGACGAGACGGACGAGGUGGACGUACGAUUCUGCGACUACGGUGGCUACUGCAGGAUGGCGGCCAGCAGUCUAAGGCAGAUAAGGAGCGAUUUCAUGUCGUUGCCCUUCCAAGCGACGGAGUGCUAUCUGGCUAACAUCUCCCCGCUCGACGAGACGGAGGGCUUCAGCAUCGAGGCGGCGGCAGAGCUGGAGGAGCUGACGCAGGGCCGCGUCAUACAGGCGCAGAUCGUCGGACGAGCAGAGGACGGAGUGCCCUACGUGCACCUCUACUCACCCGUCAGCGCCGUUGAGGCUGCGUUCGUGAAUAGGGAGUUGGUGAAUCGAGGUGUCGUACAGUGGACCGAGAAGGACCUGUGGUGACUACCAGGUGGCAGCUGGAGGUAGUAGUAUGCCUCUGGUGAUUGCUUCGUCACUGCUGAUCUUAGGCUGAGUAUUUCUGCUGCAUUGUCGGUGCGUAAUUCGAGGUAGCGCGGUCGUGCCUACAUCGGCUGCGCCACCUCAGAGUACUGCACAUACUAAUGCAGUCUGCUGUUGGAAGGUGGGACGUGCUCGUCCCUAUUUAUAAUACGCCUUGUACAUUUCUUCGAUUAGCCUUUAUAGCAUUAGUUAGGCAGCCUAUAUCCAGGCGAUUCCGCCUGCCCCUUGUACUGUGGUCGUUGUUCCUAAGAUAUAUUUAGGAUGCGUUCUAGAGGUUGCCGCGGUAGGAUAUAACGCUUAACAAGUAUGGACGUUGGUAAACUUGCUGUUAUAUAUACGUGUGUGUAUGUAUAAUAUAUAUGUUGGGUAGAUAUAUAUCUAUAUAUUAUCUUACGUGAUAUAUAUGUGUACACACAUAGCUGAGGUCGCACGUGUGUGCGUGCGUGUCAGAUUAUGGAUUGAAACAGCUGAGCGAGGCUCCCCAUGAUAAUGACCUUCUAUUUCUGCUUUGUGUGGGCUAGGUGUUCAUACUGGCAGCCCCUGCAGUUUGGGAAGGGUCAUGUUAUGAGUGACCAGGGACCACAUUCAGUGCUUGUUACGGGAUGUUGAUGGUGUGCUCGUGUAGUCUGUUCGCAUCUAUGCAGAUGUAGAUAUAAAUUUGCACGUGCGUGUGGGAUGGGGGAUUUAUUUUUUCUUUAUUUUUUGUAAAGGAUAUGCAAAUGUACAGAUUAAUAGAUAAAUUGAGAACACGUUGUGACGUGUUAUCGGUUUAAAUGAAUUUUUCUAAAGAAAAAAAAAGAUGGCCUAUAUUGCGCUGGUGGUGUCAUACCCAUUGGCGUUCUGGCUCUGACAUCUGUAUUAUUCUUUGCUCAUUGGUGCGCUGUCGUGGUGGUCGGAUGGUGGUCCAGUAAUUGUGUGACAGGGAAACGUGUAUAGCAACAGUACUUAACAGCAAACGACCGGUGUUGAUGAAGGUGUGAGGGUUUUUACUGCAAUUGGUGUUGAUACGUGUGCGUGUUUGCUAGCCCAUCUGAAUCGGGCUCUAAAUACUAGCGAUAUUUUGUAGGUGUGUGAACUUUUAUUAUUAUUAUUAUUAUUAUUAAAUACAUAAUAGCACUGUAUUUUUGGUAAUUUUGUGUGGUUUGUUGACAGCUCAUGGGAAGCUGGCAGGAGUUUAUCAUAAGUCACUGGCUAAAGCUUUUGUGUUUUGUUGUUACGCACAUUGUUAUUUCUCUCAGCACACAUGCAAAUUCUGGUGUUAGCAAAGUCGUUUCUAAAACCGUGGCGAUGUCAUCGUCGAUCUAACACGUUCUAGGUCUAGAAUAGAAAAAGUACCUCCAUGCUCUAAUUGACUCAUUGCGACGUGGUGAUCUUGCUGACCUGCAAUGUGAAUGGCAUGGUAGAUUUCCCCGUGGACGCGGUAUCUGCACAGGUUACCUUGGUGCACGCCGCGUGAAGGCAUGUAUCGCGUGAAUGGCGUCGGCCAAUGUUGGACAUGCAAUGUUUUGGAACUGAACCAUUGCCAUUUGUUCACUGUUGUUGAGUUGCCGACUAAGGAGUAUUCUUUGAAAGGUGUGGUUUCAGUUGCGCACGGUCGCAGCACGUAAGUGUGGCAUCCAGAACAAAACAUUGUCAGCCAGGCGUAGGCAUGUUCGCAUCACCGUUAGGCAUGUCAGUGUAGUGGCGAGAGCACGCGAAAAUCAUGCAAGUACGUAAAAAUGUGGCGACACAGUGUGGUGUGGAUAGGCCGUUGGCAUGCCGGCCAUUUCACAGGUCAUUGCAAUUUGUUCUCUGAUAUGUUUAUGUAAUGCUACUUGUUGGUAUUGUUUGCAGUUAGUAUUCAUCACGUAUGGUUCCACGUCACUCAUCAGCUGUGUUUACAAUUAUGCGAUGGUUAUGGUCUUCAUGUAGUGUGCUGGCAGCCGGAAUGAAAUUGUUAUCAUGUACUGAAUGGUAAUUGGUCAGAACUUGCACAUGGCCUGGUUAGUCGUGGUGCGAAUUAAUAUUCAGUACUGUGUGCGGUAUAUUUUCUCUAGUGUUUGUAAUAAUUGGCUCUGCGAGAGAAGCAUGUACACUACUGUGCGUCUGCGCGUGGUGCACAAGCCCAGGUGUCGGUUGAUGUUGCAACCGUGUAACUUUCACACAAGAGUGCGGGAGCGUAAACCUGCUUGUUCACCAUCAUCUGAACCAAUGGAAACGACCACACCCUCGAUUGUCGUGUGAGUGUAUUCGUGCCUUGAUGCAUGUGUGUGCGUGUGAGUAUAUUUGGCCCAUAUGAUAGCCAUACUAUUUAAUGGCAAAUGUAAGGUUGGGUUUAUAUUUUCAUUCUCUGUUUAACUUCGAAGUGGCGCGUUAGGUUGUCCUAACAGCAGGAGGUUGGCGGUGGAAGGUUUUGCGCGAGUGUAAUGUUGAAUUCUUAAGCAUAGGGCUGUCAUCGUCGUUUCGAUGAGCAAUUAUAGUGAUUCACUUCAUAUAUUGACAAAACGUAGUUGUUGGAGGAAUAUACAUGUAGGUAUGUGGUGCAACGUUUAUCUGGCGACUAGGGGAGUUCUCUGUAGGUGUCACGCUCCGUUUACCAGAUGCGUUAAGUGCGUUUACUAACCCACCCUCCAGGCAGGAGUAAGCUAGGAAUGCAUUUUGUUGUAUGAAUUCAACUGGGAUGUCACGGUCACCAGGUGGCAGCAGUUGAGGUGAGUAGAGCAGAGCUGCAUAUGCUUCGUGAACCGAAGUCCGAAGACAUGGUCGCUGUUGCUGUUGCUGCUCGUCGUGAUGAUAACGGUGGUAAGAUGUGGAUGUAAGUAAAGCUCGUGGUUUGCACUAUGCAGCGUGCAGCUUGUAGGACAGAAAUGAUACGUGUAGAUUCAGUGUGCAAGGCUUCAUAUUGCAUAAUAGCUUUCAUCAAACGUCUAGGCACUCUUGUUAUAUCUUUUCACAGACCAGUGUACUAUACUGAUUGCGUUUCAUUGUGAUGGUUUAUUUACUAGUUUUCAGGCGUUCUCCUUGUCCUUUUCCACAUGUAUCAUGAUGUCCGAGGGAGCAACAUAAAAUUGGUCUCUUGUUGAUAGUAAAGCAGUCACUAUCAUAACAAAUAGUUAUCCAGUGCGAAUUUCAGCAUGGUGUAAUAAAGUAGGGUUUGUAAAAUUAUAGUGACAUUCAUAAUAAAUUUUGGUUGAUCUUAA